Molecule: messenger RNA, 1770 nt
Organism: Harpegnathos saltator (Jerdon's jumping ant)
Lineage: Eukaryota; Metazoa; Arthropoda; Insecta; Hymenoptera; Formicidae
Product: Ornithine aminotransferase precursor
Exons: 6
Coding region: 436-1764 (442 amino acids)
Cellular component (GO): cytoplasm
Molecular function (GO): identical protein binding; L-ornithine transaminase activity; pyridoxal phosphate binding
Source: RefSeq, a predicted model, not a curated record
UUUCCUACGUAGAAUGCAUCUCUUCUCACGCUGAGUAUGCUUCGUACCGUUAUCAGCAAUGAUAACGCGCUUGUGAAGAAUGCACACAUCAGCGGGAAAGUAACAAGAUUCGUGUGUCUGACGAUAGAUGAGGGAUAUGUUAUAAUAUUUUACGAUUCUGUGUUCUGUGCUUGAGAUAUAACUUGAGUAGUGUACACACACGCAGAACACGCUCCGUCCCCGUCUCCGUCAGUACGACUGGAGACACUACCGCAAGUUCAUCGAUUGUGACGAGUUGACGUCAUACAGUAAUCAGACGGCAGAUUGCAACAGUUACUACUUUGCUUGAAGAAAUCCUGUAAAUUACCCGAGAAACUUUCACUUUUCUUUAUGUAAUCGUCACGUGGCUGAGCACUAGCACAUCUCAAUUAACAUCAAAGUAAAUCAAUUUCUUCAAUGGAGCCGUUGGUUAGAGCAGCGCUGCUAAAUAUCAAAGGACAAGCGAGGCUACUGCAAUCCCAAUUUCAGCAUAUUCGAUGCGGUAGAACACUCACAUCUCAACAAGUGUUUGACCGUGAAUCCAAUUAUGGCGCACAUAAUUAUCAUCCACUUCCGGUGGCUGUGUGUAAAGCCGAGGGUGUUUUUAUGUGGGACGUCGAAGGUAAGCGUUAUUUCGAUUUCCUCAGCGCUUAUUCAGCAGUGAAUCAAGGUCACUGCCAUCCGAGGAUCUACAAAGCGAUGAUCGAUCAAGCGAAGAAUUUGACUCUGACGUCCCGGGCAUUCUAUUCCGACGUAUUGGGCGAAUUUGAGGAAUACAUCACAAAACUUUUCGGAUACGACAAAUGGUUGCCGAUGAAUACGGGCGUGGAAGGUGGUGAGACGGCGUGCAAGCUGGCGCGCAGAUGGGGAUACAACGUCAAACGUAUACCAGAAAACAAAGCCAAGAUUGUGUUCGCGGAGGGUAACUUUUGGGGACGAACCAUGAGCGCAAUUUCUGCCAGCACCGAUCCAACUUGCUACAACGGCUUCGGGCCUUAUAUGCCAGGUUUUGGAAUUAUCCCCUACGAUGACCUCGUGGCACUUGAGAAAGUUCUCACUGAGCCAAACGUCUGCGCUUUCAUGGUAGAGCCUAUCCAGGGUGAAGCCGGUGUCGUGGUACCGAAGGACGGAUAUUUGAGGGGAAUCCGAGAGCUUUGCUCCAAGUACAACGUCCUGUGGAUCGCGGACGAGGUGCAGACUGGCCUGGCGAGGACUGGAAAGCGACUCGCGGUCGAUUACGAGGCCGUGAGGCCGGACAUCCUGAUCCUCGGCAAGGCCUUGUCCGGAGGAUUCUAUCCGGUUUCCGGAGUGUUGGCCAACGAUCCCAUUAUGCUCACUAUCAAGCCCGGCGAGCACGGCUCGACUUACGGCGGCAAUCCUCUCGGCUGCAGAAUUGCACUCGAGGCACUCCGCGUUCUGGAGGAGGAACGACUCGCCGAGAACGCGGAGCGGCUCGGUCAUGCGUUCAGAAGCGAGCUCAACAAGCUGCCGAGGGAAGUGGUCACCUUGGUGAGAGGGAAGGGCCUCUUGAACGCGGUUGUGAUUAAUGACAAGAUCGAUGCCAUGGACAUUUGCCUGAGACUGAAGGAAAACGGCCUCCUGGCGAAACCGACGCACGACCACAUCAUCCGUUUCGCACCGCCGUUGGUCAUCACGGAGGGACAGAUACGCGAAUGCGCAGACAUAAUUUCUAAGACUGUGCUCGAGUUACAUUCGGCGGCCGUAUGCGCUAAAUUGGCUAAAUGAGAAGUU